Messenger RNA from Synchytrium microbalum, 1722 nucleotides. RefSeq lists its product as uncharacterized. Gene Ontology annotation, molecular function: oxidoreductase activity, acting on CH-OH group of donors; flavin adenine dinucleotide binding. Bases 1 to 1722 code for a protein of 573 amino acids. The record is from RefSeq and is a predicted model, not a curated record. The transcript has 9 exons. NCBI's taxonomy places the organism in Eukaryota, Fungi, Chytridiomycota, Chytridiomycetes, Synchytriales, Synchytriaceae.
AUGGCAUUCACGGAUUACAUCAUUGUUGGCGGAGGAGCUGCCGGUGGAGUUCUGGCGAAGAGGCUUGCUGAAGAUGCUGAAAAGUCUGUCGUCCUAUUGGAAUCAGGUCCGGUCGAUGACAAUCCGUUUAUUCAUAUCCCUGUGGCUUUUGGCAAACUCUUCAAGACGGACUUGGAUUACCAGUACUUUACAGAGCCUGAACCCACUUCUGGCAAUCGAGCCAUGUUUUGGCCACGAGCAAAAGUCCUUGGAGGGUGUACAAGCAUGAAUGCCAUGGUAUAUAUUCGAGGAAACAAGGGUGACUAUGACCGAUGGGCAGAAACUACUGGUGACGCAUCUCUCGCUUACGAUGCAGAUGCCCUCAAAUACUUUAAGAAGGCAGAGCACAACGAACGUGCGUCAAUCCGAGACCCUAGCAUGACCAAACUCCACGGGGUUGGCGGGCCACUAAAUGUAACUGAUCGUGUUGUCAACGUCAUUUCUGAAGCUUUGCUGCAAGCAGCAGUCCAACGUGGUGGCGCUCCAUUCGUGACCGACUUGAAUACUCCAGAGCAGGAAGGGAUUGGAUAUGUACAGACCACAACAAAGUAUGGUUUCCGUGCAGGGACAGCUCGUCAGUAUAUCCGACCAGCAUUGGCGGCAUGCAAUAACUUGAAACUCGUAACGAAUGCACAUGUCACUCGCUUGGUUUUUUCUGGAGAUAGUAAUCCAACUGUUGUUGGUGUGGAAUAUAUGGACAAGACGUCCAAAACUAUUAAAACUAUCAUGGCUAAAGAGACUAUUCUCUGUGGUGGUGCUUUGAAUUCUCCUCAGUUAUUGAUGCUCUCAGGCAUUGGUCCACGUGAACAGCUGGAGCAACAUGGCAUCAAAGUCGUAGUUGACUUGCCAGCAGUUGGCGAGAAUAUGCAGGACCACUUGUUGUGCUCUGUUUGUCACGAGGCUUCACAACCCGUAUCGAUUGCUCUCGCUGAAACAGACGCAGAAGAAUCAAUGAGGCAGCUACAGCUCUUUGGAACUGGCCCAUUAUCAUCCAACAUUGCCGAAAUCUGCGCAUUCUACAAGAUUCGAACAGACAAAAUCGGGUCAGGUGGAGAUGACUUGUUUGACCACUCGCUUGCAUAUCCGACUAUGCAAACCCACAGUGCUGGAUCGUUCUAUCUGGAACAUGGUUUCAAGAACCCUCAACCACCGCAGAAUCCUCAUGGAAUGUUCCUCGCUCCUGGAGUAGUUCGACCAACAUCUGUUGGAAAGGUUGUUCUUGCAUCCGCAGAUCCAUUCGAAAAUGUCAAGAUUAUUCCCAACUAUUUCAGCACUCCUGAGGAUAUUAACGUGAUGGUAAACGGAAUCAAGCUAGCUCGUGAAAUAUAUCAACAAGAAGCAAUGAAAAAGUAUCUCGGACCAGAGAUCGCUCCUGGCCCAUCAGUACAGACUGAUGCCCAACUUGAAGAAUACGCACGUAGUUUCAGCGAAACCAUCUACCAUCCCACGUCCACUUGCAAGAUGGGGUCAUCACCUUCAGAUUCAGUGGUUGAUACCAAAUCGCAUCGAGUACACGGUGUUCAAGGCAUCCGAGUCUGUGAUGCCUCUAUAAUGCCCGAUGUAAUCACUGGAAACACGAACGCACCAACAAUCAUGUUGGCUGAGCGAGCUGCUGAUUAUAUUGUCAAGGACGAUAUGAUUACGAUUGAAAAAGUCAGGAAGACACACCAGUUCUUUGCUUGA